UAGAUGGCAUGAAGGUCCCGGGUUGGAAGGAGGGCAAUGGUCGCCAACCUCCCGUCUCCAGAGACGCAGCCUCCCGGCAGCCCAAGCUCUGCCCCACCCGCUCCGCCCCGCCCCCGGCCUCGCGCCGCCCCUCGCGCUCCCAGGCCGCCGGGGCUCGCGGGGCUCGCUGCCCAUCACCCUCGGGCCCGACCCGAGCUACCGCUGGGGCCGUGGCGCGACGGGGAACCCCAGGCCUCUGCACCUAGGGGCCCUCGCACAGCGCCGUUAAGAACGCCCGAGGCGAAGCCCGCAGCCCCAGCCCAACGCACCUGCCUAGGCCCCGGGGCGGCCCCGGCUAGAAUCCCCGCGAGUCCCGGAGAUCCUGUUCCACAUCCAAGCCCAGGUCGGCGUCCGGGAGGUCCCGGAAGUGGCUGGGCCGCAGGCUUCCGGUACAGGUCAGGAAAAAUGGCAGUGGCCAUCGUAUUCCCGGCUCUGGCACGGAUGCUUGCUCUGUCCAGGCGCCACCCAGUGUCUCCUUUGCUCAGCAUGACAUCAUUCAGACACUUCUGCAGAGGUGACAGCCCAACAGAUUCCCAAAAAGAUAUGAUUGAAAUCCCUUUGCCUCCAUGGCAGGAGCGAACUGAUGAAUCCAUAGAAACCAAAAGAGCCCGCCUGCUCUAUGAGAGCAGAAAGAGGGGAAUGCUGGAAAACUGCAUUCUGCUUAGCCUCUUUGCUAAAGAAUAUCUGCACCACAUGACAGAGAAACAGCUGAACCUCUACGAUCGCCUGAUUAAUGAGCCUAGCAAUGACUGGGAUAUUUACUACUGGGCUACAGAAGCAAAACCAGCGCCAGAAAUAUUUGAAAAUGAAGUCAUGGCACUACUGAGAGACUUCGCUAAAAACAAAAACAAAGAGCAGAGACUGCGUGCCCCCGAUCUUGAAUACCUCUUUGAAAAGCCACGUUGAGCUGUGCACCACUGCCUGGUGGACCCUAACUGCUUAUGAUGGAUGCUGACCUUGAAUUCCUGCUUUUCCUUAGACACUCAGCCCACCCGGACCAUUCGUCCUGCCUCAAAUGAUGGGCCCACCUCUUCCCUGAGCCAUGUAAAUGUUCACUGUGUCUCAUUCUGACACUUUUGUUCAAUUCUAGGCCUCAGCAGCGGUUUGUCAGUCGCCUGGCUGUCUCUCUGGCAGGUCUCUGCCACAGGAGGGCACUGCGGGGAAGCGACUGGCCUCGCUCAUUGCUGCAGCCAGAAACGGCCUUGUCAAUAGAGGUAGCCCGCUGCGCGUGCUGUGUGGAAAGCUUCCCGAGCGGCUCAGGGCUUUGUCCAAGGGGAAUUCCCCCCGCCAGCCUGGGAGGGUUCUUUCUGCCCACGAAACUGAUCCAAGCCCCCUGAGUGGAAUCCCUCAAUGGCACGGCAGGCAGAGUAAGGGCAGCAGUCAGUAAUGUUCUGUGUAUCUGCUUAAGACUCAGCGUCCCUCCUCGUCAGGGUCUCUCCAAAAUGUUCACUUUGUAAACUGAACAAUAAUUGAAUAUUAAAGCAUGUUUUGAAAAG
Molecule: messenger RNA, 1535 nt
Organism: Rhinolophus ferrumequinum (greater horseshoe bat)
Lineage: Eukaryota; Metazoa; Chordata; Mammalia; Chiroptera; Rhinolophidae
Gene: SDHAF2
Product: succinate dehydrogenase complex assembly factor 2
Biological process (GO): protein-FAD linkage; tricarboxylic acid cycle; mitochondrial respiratory chain complex II assembly
Cellular component (GO): mitochondrion
Source: RefSeq, a predicted model, not a curated record